Messenger RNA from Tigriopus californicus, 3178 nucleotides. RefSeq lists its product as uncharacterized. The transcript is spliced from 13 exons. NCBI's taxonomy places the organism in Eukaryota, Metazoa, Arthropoda, Copepoda, Harpacticoida, Harpacticidae. The coding region runs from base 311 to 3010 and encodes 899 amino acids. The record is from RefSeq and is a predicted model, not a curated record.
CGGGUGAAAAGUUCGAGUUGGACCGUCCGAGAAACAGAAAUCAGGUGGCAGCGAAGGGGGACAGGAAUAAACCGUAAAACUUGUGACAGUUGGAUAAGAUCUUUGGAGGGACGAAAGCUCGACCGACUUCCUCCUUGGUCUGAGAGUUUGCCUGAACAUAACGAAAAAGUUCGAAAAAUGUGAAGAUGGUGUGUGUUGCUGACAAUUGCUUGCAUUUAUUGCCGGAUUCUCGAUACCUGGAAUAGAGUGAAAUUAGGACACUGGCCUAGAGUGUGAGAACGCUAUUUUUCUCCAUUGAAGAACUCCCAAGAUGAAGAAGAAGAUGAUGAUGAUGAUUGUGCGGCAUCAACCACGUCAAUCAAAUAGAUACAUACAGUUUCAAGCCAGUCUCUCUUGGAGAAUCGGUUUCGUUCUUUUGCUCAGCAUACUAUCAAAAGUCUCUGCCGAAUGCGGCUUCCCAGGUGCUCCCGCUCACAGCUCAGUCAAAUUCAAUACCGAAGGCCUCAGUGAGGAUGAAUGGAGGCCGGGCACCGUGGCCCGUUACAGUUGCGACCGAGGAUUUGAGCUCCUAGGCCCAGCUCGAAGAAUAUGCGGAGAAAAUGGCACAUGGGCCCCUCAAGGCAUUCCCUUUUGCGUCCUCAAUGUGGCUGCUGGCAAGGCUCCUAUGCAAAGCUCAGUGGUGGAUGGAGGAAUCCCACAAAAGGCCGUGGAUGGAUCCACAUCCACGUUCUUUGAUGAGUCCACGUGUAGUUUGACCGAUGUGGAGCGAGCUCCGUGGUGGUACGUGAACCUUUUGGAGCCUUAUAUGGUUCAAUUGGUUCGCAUCGACUUCGGACAAUCGUGUUGUGCUAAAGAUCGAGAGGCAACCAUUGUGGUUCGGGUGGGAAAUAACCGUCCUGACCUUGGAGUCAAUCCCAUUUGCAAUCGAUUCACGGGUAGUCUGGAAGAAGGCCGACCUUUGUUCUUACCUUGCAAUCCGCCGAUGCCAGGAGCCUUUGUGUCCGUUCAUUUUGAAGGACCCCCUGGAGUAUCCCUUUCAAUUUGUGAGGCCUUUGUCUACACGGAUCAGGCCUUGCCCAUUGAGCGUUGUCCGACCUAUCGGGAUCAACCCCCGGGUAGCACCGCCACCUACAAUGGCAAAUGCUAUAUAUUUUACAACCAACAGCCCUCAAACUUUCAAGAUGCGCAAAACUUCUGUGAAUCCCGUGGAGGAUCUCUCGUGGAUGAGUCCAAUCCAGCUUUGCAAGGGUUUCUGUCCUGGGAAUUAUGGCGAAGACACAAGGGUGACGCCAAUGGCCAAUAUUGGCUUGGAGCAGUUCGAGAUCGAGACGAUCCUAAGAAUUGGAAAUGGAUCAAUGGUAAACCAGUAUCGGUCUCGUUCUGGAAUCUACCGGGUGGCAACGAUGAUUGCGCCCGAUUUGAUGGCACCAAAGGAUGGCUGUGGUCAGACACGAACUGUGGUCUGAAUCUGAACUUCAUUUGCCAACACCGACCUACCACGUGUGGCAAACCCGAGCAACCGCCUAAUUCCACACUCAUCUCCACCUCCUACGAGGUGGGCUCUCGAAUCGAAUACAUUUGCAAUGAAGGCCAUCUCUUGGUCGGGCCUUCGAAACGAAGUUGUCUGCCCACUGGAUUCUAUUCUGAAUUCCCACCGGUUUGCCGAUUUCUUCAGUGUGGCCCGCCCGCUGAUGUGGAAAAUGCGGUUUUGUCAUCAGUGAACGGAACCCGGCAGUUCAAGUCCCUGAUUCAAUAUGAAUGCGAUCCCGGGUACGUUAUGGUGGGUCGACCCGAGCUCAUGUGCGAUGUGGACGAGAAGUGGAAUGGACCUCCACCCCGAUGCGAGCCCGUUUAUUGUGAAGAGCCCUUGUCGAUUCGAAAUGGAGGAUUCUCGUUAUCCACCAACAGCACAAGAUUUGGCACUGUCGCCAGCUAUUAUUGCACAUCUUCACGACACGAAUUGGUGGGAAGUCCCAAGUUGGUUUGUCAACCUGAUGGAGGUUGGAACGCGAGACCUCCCCGAUGUGAACCCAUUAUGAUCAAGCCUCGGCCUCCCAAAUUAGCUCCUAAACCUCCCACAAUCGAUGUACCUUUGCCUUCUCCAGAGAGCAAUUUCCCGCGGAAUCGCGAUCGAAGGCCGCCGUUCUUACAGAAACCAAGACCAGACCCAGCGUCGUUCAAGCCUCGGCCAAGACGACCUCCAUUUACCACCAAUGACGAUGGGUUUUCAGCCAGACCUCCCAUUGACAACGAGAUCCCAGAUUCGGCCAAUGUCCAAGCCAAUCCGGGUCCCAGAGCGGAUGAACCGAGUUCAGUCGCCAAUGACAAUCCUCGUGAAACUCGACAAGCUCAAUUAAAUCUAGGUGGCAUUAUCGCUUUGGGGGUAUUUGGCGGAUUUGUUUUUCUGGCCGCCAUCAUUACGACCAUUGUUAUCCUCAUUCGAAGAGCUAGGAAUGGUUUUCAUUCCCCGGCUUCGAGUCUAGGGCGCCAAACCACGCCCACACACUCCCUCCAUAACACAUCCUCGUCGUGUGACGCCAGCUCGUCCAGCGCAGAGUCCGAUUCCACCCGCACCACGGGCCCAAUUGGUGGGAAUUUGUUUUAUCGGCGCGCUUGGGACGAUCUGGCGGAAACGGCCGGAGCCCCUCGUCCUUCUUCAACAACACCACAACCACACUCAAAAACACGAAAUACACGUUGUUCUUAUGGGGAUCGCAAAACGGCCGCCGAUGGUGCGGUCAACCCGCUCCCGCACAAAGGGGCGGGUCGACCCACCCCCAACAAGACUAACCCGAAACGUUUCCUUCUUGAUGAUAGGAAAGACCCCCUGGACCAACACUCGUCCUCGAGUUCCUUCAGGACUCGCUUGGAACCACACGAUGGUGAUCGCGAUGCUUCAGAGAUGGUGGUGAGCUCCUACGCCAAACCCGAAAAUCGCCAUCAUCACCACCACCAUCACCACCGACACAAGCAUCGUAGCCGUCGAGAUGGAGAGCAGGUGCACGAUUAAGUGGAAAGUAUACCUAUAUCCUGCGGAUAUUCUUGUCUUCUUCACUUCAAAAAGUCUUCUUUUCUCUCGUAAUCGGCCAGGGUUAUUUGCCCCUGAUGUAUUUUUGUAGUAAAUAUUGCCAUAAUUGCCUAACUAUAUGUUGAUAAUAAGAGUACUCAUUCCACAUUA